GCCAUUUUCCUUGCGAUCCACGCUCUACAUCAACGCCUCCCAAACCGCGGAUCUCCGAAGAUCUUUUAUUCAUCGCUCAACAGGUUACGAGGCUGCCUACCGUCUAUUGAUCUGUUCCUCGCAGCCAGCUAUCGCCUUGUUUGGUGCCGAUAUCAACAAUUCCCCUCAUCGCCUUCGACGUCGCACGACCGGCCCACGCUCACCGUUAUCAGAUACCCCAUACCGACCUUGAAGCUCUGGGUCGCCAGCAGUCCCUGCGACGCUCUUUUGCGGAUAUCUGUUAAAUAAUGUGGUCGUCGUGGUUCGGCGGGCAGUCCGCACAGAAGCGCAAAGAUGCUCCCAAGGAAGCUAUCUUGGGCUUGAGAGGGCAGCUCGAGAUGCUGCAAAAGAGACAAGCGCAUUUAGAAUCACAAAUAGUGGACCAAGAUGCCAUAGCGAGGAAGAAUGUAUCAUCAAAUAAGAAUGCCGCCAAGGCUGCUCUCAGACGAAAGAAACUCCAUGAGAAGAAUCUCGAACAGACCCAGACCCAGAUUAUGCAGCUCGAACAACAGGUCUAUUCCAUUGAGGCAGCAAACAUCAACCAGGAGACCCUCCAUGCGAUGGACCAAGCUGGGUCCGCUAUGAAACGUAUGCACGAUGGCCUAACAAUGGAGAAGGUCGACAGCAUGAUGGACAAAUUACGGGAACAACAACAACUGGCAGAAGAAAUCGGAAAUGUCAUUACACAAAAUCAUAUCGGCGAACAACCAGACGAGGACGAGUUGGAAGACGAACUGGAAGCCCUCGAACAGGAAGCCAUGGAUGCAAAGAUGCUCAAGACAGGCACCGUCCCUGUCGCCGACCAGCUCGAGCGGCUACCAGCGGCAGCAAAUGGCGAGCGUAAGUUUGGGAUCCUUUCACAUCCCCACUCCUUCCUACACAAUAGUAACAUCACUAACCCAAUACUCUCAGUCAAAGGCAAAUCCAAACAGACAGAGGAAGAAGACGAGGAAGCCGAAUUGGAGAAAUUACGAGCCGAAAUGGCCAUGAGCUAGUUUUCGAUCCCGUUGUCCCUAUAUUAUAUACUUUCUUGUCACGAAAUCUGUUCUGUUCGUUUUUUGUUUCUUUCCAGUUUUGAGAACAGCCUGACGUAUGGCACCUAUAUCAAUUUUCUAUCAGCUCCGAACAUCGUGUCUAAUUCACCUCUCUCCUACAUUACAUCAACUGGCGUCCUAUAAGGGAGUUCUAAAUGCUUAAAUACAUGGUCUUUCUUCUUCUUUUGGGGCAACCCCUUAGUCUAGGCACACACCGCUAUUAUAUUUUCAACAACAUCAAUAAUAUAUUUAUUAAAAAUUAAAAAUACAUUAAGAAAG
Messenger RNA from Talaromyces proteolyticus, 1352 nucleotides. RefSeq names its product SNF7 family protein. Gene Ontology annotation, cellular component: multivesicular body; cytoplasmic side of plasma membrane; ESCRT III complex. The transcript has 3 exons. The record is from RefSeq and is a predicted model, not a curated record. The coding region runs from base 288 to 1034 and encodes 248 amino acids. Gene Ontology annotation, biological process: vesicle budding from membrane; late endosome to vacuole transport via multivesicular body sorting pathway. Lineage: Eukaryota; Fungi; Ascomycota; Eurotiomycetes; Eurotiales; Trichocomaceae.